Messenger RNA from Branchiostoma floridae (Florida lancelet), 2597 nucleotides. RefSeq names its product alpha/beta hydrolase domain-containing protein 17B-like. Gene Ontology annotation, molecular function: palmitoyl-(protein) hydrolase activity. Gene Ontology annotation, cellular component: endosome membrane; plasma membrane. Gene Ontology annotation, biological process: protein depalmitoylation. The transcript is spliced from 4 exons. Bases 384 to 1250 code for a protein of 288 amino acids. NCBI's taxonomy places the organism in Eukaryota, Metazoa, Chordata, Leptocardii, Amphioxiformes, Branchiostomatidae. The record is from RefSeq and is a predicted model, not a curated record.
GAUGACGUCAGGCUCAUGGCCGGCCUGGAGUGAAACACAAAAUUGAAACACUUCCCUCUAGCGUUUACUCACCUUCCUGAGUCUGGAUCCGCCGCGAGCUGGGACAAAUCUUGGUUAGCGUGAUUAGAAUCAUUUUCCGCCCAUUUUCUAGGAAAGGAAGGCCCCUUGCUGCGGGAAGGAAACGCUUAGAUACGCCUAAAUUUGUGACUGCCGUCUCAAGUACCCCUGAGCGAGCGAGCUGGUCGUGUGACUCGAGUUCCUGAGCCGAGGAAAGAAAUUUUCACUGCGGUAUCCUCCUCGUUGUAGAGCCGUGUCGAGGGAUUUCAGUGAAGUCGUGGUUCGUUCUGCUUUGUGCUUGCCGAAGUCACCAGCCGCUGUUCCAGAUGAACGGGUUAUCGCUCGGAGAGCUGUGCUGCCUGUUCUGCUGCCCGCCAUGCCCGGCCAGGAUCGCCGCCAAGCUCGCUUUCCUUCCUCCCGAGCCCACCUAUGCCUUUGUCCCUGACGACUCUGGCCAGCGUUUCUCUCUGCACCUAUCGGAGAGGGCAGAAUGGCAAUAUACGCAACGAGAACUGGACUGUAUCGAAGUCUUCAUGACACGUACAAACCGGGGUAAUCGCAUUGCCUGCAUGUUUGUGCGCUGUUCGCCGUCUGCACGGUACACCCUCCUGUUUUCACAUGGUAACGCCGUCGACUUGGGCCAAAUGUCGUCAUUCUACAUUGGCUUGGGAACCAGAAUAAACUGUAACGUCUUCAGUUUCGACUACUCAGGCUAUGGUGUAUCAACGGGGAAGCCAAGCGAAAAGAACCUGUAUGCAGAUAUCGAUGCUGCUUGGCACUCGCUUCGAACGAGAUACGGCAUAUCACCAGAACACAUCAUUUUGUAUGGACAGUCAAUAGGUACUGUCCCCACGAUAGACCUGGCCUCGCGGUACGAGUGUGGCGCAGUCAUCCUGCAUUCUCCGCUGAUGUCCGGCAUGAGGGUGGCAUUUCCCGACACCAAGAGGACCUGGUGCUUCGAUGCCUUUCCUAGCAUUGACAAGAUCUCCAAGGUGACAUCGCCAGUUCUCGUCAUCCAUGGCACGGAAGACGAGGUCAUCGACUUCUCCCACGGCCUGGCGAUCUACGAGCGCUGUCCGCGUGCGGUGGAGCCCCCUGUGGUGGAGGGGGCGGGCCACAACGACGUGGAACUGUACGGGCAGUACCUGGAGAGGUUGAAACAGUUCGUGUCGACAGAGCUGACGCAGCCCUGACCAGCAGGACCCUGCCACUCUGUAACAUGGCAUUGUAGUGUGUAGAACCUACAAGUUAUACAUAUUCCAUGUCAAAUGGUGUAUAUAUGCAUCAACAGAAGAGGUACCAAAUUUGGAGUAGUCAGCUGUGUUUGUAAACUAACAAGUGCACCUCUCUCACGACGACUGACACCCCACAACCUGGUUGUAGUUUUUCAUUUCUUAAUCAUAAUCUGAGCACUGUUAGUGUGUGACCCCUUUCUAUGUGUUGACAAACAAAUUUCCCAUGCACCAUGUCUUGUAAAUCAACAACAGUCAUGUAGGAUUUAAAAAGAAGAUGGGAUAAGUUCUAACUUCUUUGAAGUGGAAUAAUGGGUUCAAAGUGGACAGUAUUUAUUGGUUAUGUCUGCCAGUAGAAAUUUUCAUCAGAUCCCAUUGUAUGCUAGGAGAUGCAUGGUGCUGUGGGUUAUAAAAUUAAUGCGUACUGUGUGCCGUCUGGUCAUGUCAUUGUGAUAACUAUUUUGUUUCCCUGCUGUUCUACAUAGUGUCCUGCAUCUCUCAGUGAGCAAUGCGAUUCACAAAAGGUGUAUGUGUUGCUGAGGAGAGAGUUUGGUGCUUACAAACUAACUGGAUUGGGAUGCUCAAGGAAACAAUUGGCUUGUUGAAGGUGUUUGUAUGUAUAUGGGGAGUUGGGUUUUGUAAUUAGCAUGGGAGGUUGGUUUCCCUUUUGGGUGUAGGGUACACUGUAUUACUAACAGGGCAUGGCAACCAUUCAACAGAAUGCCCAUGAGGUGUUGCCAAAAAGAGUUUGUCUGGGAUAUUUCACACUUAUGAAGGGGAUAACAUUGAGACACAGGAAUGUGAUCCAGCACUUGAACAGAAGUGAAAGAAAAAGAAAAGAAUAUUGUCAGUUGUAGAAAAUUGUGUAUGAAAAAAAAUUGUAUAUGAAAUCCAGAAACAGAAAAAUCAAGACUGGACAACCCUGUAGUAAGCUUGCUUCAACUUAUUUAGCCGUCUUGUAUAAAUUCCGGUUUUUACUUACCAUGGAGGCCUCAGAUCUCAUAGGUCCGUAGUAUAAAUGUGCAAACCCAUGCUGCCCAUUUUGGUCACAUAUGAUCAAGACUAAAACACAAGCUAGCAAAUGUAGAAGUGAGCUGGCCAAGUUGAGGCCAUACAUGUUUAUCUGUAUACGAGGUCCAACUGUACAGAAGUAUCUCAUUUCUUUGACCAGCUAUUUGUCGUGUAUGUGUCUGUGUUCCUGUCAACAUGUGUGUGCCGACAUGCAAAUUUAACAAGAGAUUAUUUUGGUAACUAAAAGGCCUGUCUGCUUGGGCAGAAUCUUUGGUGAAAGAGAGUUUGAGAAAAACA